AUGGAUGGGAAAUUAGAAAAAGUAUCUAAAUAUGAAACUUUAAAACUUUUAGAAAAAUGUCGGAGAGAAAGAGACGAAGCUAUGCAGCGCGAGAGUGCCAUCAGGGAAAAACUGAGACAAUACGAAUCCAGAAUAAGGUCAACCGAAACGCUUAAACAGAAACUGAAGACAAUGACUUUAGACAAUAAAGAGCUCCGAAAACAGUUGAAAACGCUUCGCUCUGAAAUCGGAUUAGAAUCCAGUCCGAAAUUUCAGGGUAAAACAACUAAAGACGUAAUCAAUGACCUGCAUGAGAAAGAGCGCCAGUGCAGCUCCCUCAUUGAGAAAACGGGCAAAUUAAGUUUGACAAUCGAUGAACUUACGUCUGAACUAGCUAACACAGUUACUUCAAAAACACUUCUGGAGGACCAAGUACAAUCACUGCAACAAAAUCUUAGGGAUAUGACGAACAACCAGCGACGCCUUCUAAAAUUAUGGGAAGAUAAAAAAGCUCAACGUGAACCCUUAUCGUUCCCGGCAAUUCAUCAGAGACCAGGCCAAAAACCGAUUAUUCACAAGGGAACUCAAACGGAGAUGUCCAUCAGCUCCACACAAAUACUCCCGGCGAAUGCGUUCGAAACCAAGAUGCGACGCGAACCCGAGAAAAACAGAAGUCUGGAGAAACGCAAUUUUACAUUACCAAAUGGCAUCCAUAGAGAAAAAACAGCCUUAAGCCUUGUUUCAAAAUGAAACUAAACCAGUACAUAAUUGAUAAUAACUUUAAUGACAAUAUAUCAAGCUCUGAAUGUACUUACAACUGCCUCAAAUAUGUCCCUUGAGUAAAUUCUACGGGUGCAUUAAUUUUAAAAUUCAUUAUAUUUGCAUUAAUAUUUAGCCGUGUGUUUUUUAAACACGUUU
This is a messenger RNA of Electrophorus electricus (electric eel), 897 nucleotides long. RefSeq lists its product as uncharacterized. NCBI's taxonomy places the organism in Eukaryota, Metazoa, Chordata, Actinopteri, Gymnotiformes, Gymnotidae. The record is from RefSeq and is a predicted model, not a curated record.